Messenger RNA from Drosophila ficusphila, 531 nucleotides. RefSeq lists its product as uncharacterized. The transcript has 2 exons. Lineage: Eukaryota; Metazoa; Arthropoda; Insecta; Diptera; Drosophilidae. The coding region runs from base 91 to 525 and encodes 144 amino acids. The record is from RefSeq and is a predicted model, not a curated record.
CUGAAUGAGUAAUUCAAUAAAUUCUAAACGAGCAGCGGGUUCUGUAUAAAAACAAACGCCAGUGAGUUGUGGCUUCAGUAUCAAAGCAAAAUGCAACCGAGUACAUUUAUAAUCCUGCUUGGCUGUAUAGUCUUCGCUAGCUCCGUUGGUUCCAACCCAACAAGGACCUCUGAGGAAUUAAAAAAGGACUCUAAAGUACCCAAGCCAGCGGUGCCUGAGAAAUCAGAAGGUCAUUCCUUGUCAGUUGAACACUUAAAGAGUGCGAAGAUUAAUCAUGGAGAGACAAGUACAAAAGGUCUGGUGCCUUCAUCGACUCUGGCCCCAACAUCCCCCUUAACCCCAACGAACGUUACCCCGAAAACAGUGGAUAAAAAUGUUACUCCCGAAGAAGUAGAACCCCUUCCCGAGGGCAUUGGAUCGCGAUUGAAUGCACAAACUCUCAAAACCCUCGUUACAAAGACGUAUAAACCCCAAACACAAAAAAAAAACGUACCAAUGAACCCAAUGUACCAAAUAAAGAUUUGAAAUUGA